GUUCACUCCGCCAUUGACAUGAGUUCAAUGCCCGACGAAUUCAAACUUCUUAGGGUGUCCCUGCAAUGGUUGCCAUGGAGUGCCCGCCCUUCUUCCGGCUGUUUCUUUCCCUGCCCACCUGCCACUAGCGGCUUCCCCCGCAUGGGCGACUUCCCCGUGGACCCCGCGGAGCGAGCGUCCUCACCGCAGUCAGAGGCUGCGAGUGGGGUCGCCGAGGGCGAGGAGAGCGAGAACGCGAGCGAGAGGCUCAGCGGGAACGCGGUGGAUCUGCGACGCGCACUGGUGCGAAAGGUGGCGCAGUUGACCAAAGUGGUGAUGCAUUUGACGUCCUUGAAUGAUGCAGAUGAGAAGCAGUACGAGGAGCUUCAAGCUGAGUUGGAGUGUGAAGUUCAGUUGGUGAUGGAGAAAGCGCUCAAAGAGAUGGAUGCCGAGCGGCACAAGCUGACAGAGUUGGCGGACAAGACCUGCUUGCAGGAGAACUCCCGGCGCCUGGAGCAACUCUUCGGUCCCCAGCGGCAGAGUUUCGCUGACGAGCUGCGCCGCGUGCGCCUCAGCGGCGAGGCGCUGCGGGCGAAGACGCUGGAGGCGGCGGAGCGGCAGCUCGCGGCGACGAGGUCGAAGGUGCGUGACGUCUCCGAGAAGAUGCAGGACAGUCUGCAGCGCUAUCGGCAGACGUUGGCACUUCGCGCCAAGGAGAUGCAGCAACGCCAUGAGGAGCUGAGACAGGAUCGCCAGGCUGAGCUUCAGGUGCUGGAGCAAGACUUCGAGCGGCGCUUGGAUGAGCUCCGGGGCUCCCUCCGGCGCGAGGCGGAGCAUGCGAAGCAGAGCACGGAGCAUGCGAUGCUGCACAUGCGCCGGAUGCAUGAGGCCGAGACCUCCAGCUGGCAGAUGCAGGCCUUGCAGCGUCGGCAGGAGCGCAUCCAGCGCCUGGAGCUGGACUUUGCGGAGGAGCGCCGGAGGCUGGAGCAACAUGCCAACAGCUCGGAGCUGGAGCUGGGGCAGCUGAAGAAGGACUUGUUGGACUUCAAAGCAUCCUACAGCUUGGUGGACCAACAGGUGGACGCCAUGCGCGGCACGCUGGACGAGAUGCGCUUGCGCGCGGAGCGGGCGCAGGCGGACGCCGACACGGCACGCGCGGAGGCGGCGCAGGCCGAGGUGGACGCUGCGGCGUUGGCCAAGGAGAUCGCGCUGCUGGAAGUGAGGCAGCGCUCCGCGGGGAUUCCUCCAGGUGUGAUGGCUCCUUUACCGCCCAACACCCCCAAGACACCUAAACCAGCUAACGGCUUGACCGAUGAGCUUCGGGAAGCGAUUGGAAACAGCAAGCAGUUGGAGCAUGAAAUUGCACAGCUGGAGGCUGAGCUUGGAGACUUGGAGGAUGAGCUGGCGGAGAAGGACAAGACGGUGGAGAUCCUGGAGCUGGAGACCGAGGAGGAGCGCCUGCGCACUCAUCGACUCCAAGCACGGAUCCUGCAAGUCGAGGCCUCCCUAACCUGACGCCGAGCACGGCGCGGCCUGGCGCUGCCCGGCGGCUGCGGUGCGGACUCUGGGGUGGGAGGCCGCGAAGCAGCCUUUGGAGGUGGAGGCAACCAGCCCACUAGCGCUCGUGAGCCUUCUUGGGACAUCUGAUUGUUUUUGAUGACGGCAGAUGGUAGCAGGCUGUUACUCCGCCCACACGUUGGCAGAGUAGCCGAGGAGCCGUCGCCUUCUGUUGCGUGACUUUUGAUGGUUUCACCCCUCCAGACGUUUUCACAGGCACAAAGGCCUGGGCGUGAUGGAGAAAGCCAGGCAGGAGCAAGUUUGCUAAA
Durusdinium trenchii is the source of this 1805-nucleotide messenger RNA. NCBI's taxonomy places the organism in Eukaryota, Dinophyceae, Suessiales, Symbiodiniaceae. The record is from the annotation of a GenBank genome assembly.